This is a messenger RNA of Pocillopora meandrina, 321 nucleotides long. The record is from the annotation of a GenBank genome assembly. Lineage: Eukaryota; Metazoa; Cnidaria; Anthozoa; Scleractinia; Pocilloporidae.
GAAGUCAUUUAUAAGGCUUGUUGCUGGGAUUGUGAUGAUUUUUACAUUGGGAAAACCAAACGUAGACUCCAUGAUAGGAAAACUGGACAUUUCAAGGCCCUAACGAAAAAUGAUCGUUCUUCAGCUAUUGCUGACCAUAUAAAGACAACCGGUCAUAAUAUUAAAUGGGAUAAUUUUGACAUUUUAUCGUCCGGAAAAACCGACUAUCAUUGUGAAAUUAAGGAGACUUUGUUCAUACAUGAGUUAAAGCCAGCUCUUAAUAUCAAUGUCGAUAGUGAAAAGCUUUUGCUCUAUCAGCAAAGUUCUUCUAUUGUCAUUUGA